AUGAUGUUGACAAGCGAUAUUAUUAAGGAGAGCAAAGAUGCCGUCAACAAUUUUGACCUCGAUAGCUCUCCUAUUGCCGAGACAGUUGCAAGAUCUGUCCCCGUUGUUAACAUGCUUUCUCAUCCAUUUGAUGAUGAUGCAGAAAAGGUCCCUGCUAUCGCUUCAAAUACAUUAGCAUCACAAUCAAUCAUAAUUAUUCGUCAAUUUGAUAAGUAUAGCAGAACAAUGGAUGAAUUUACAAGUUAUUUCUAUCCAUUAAGAUCUGUUACAAGAGAUUUAGAAAAGCGCGUUCAGGCUAGUGCUAAACAAAACCAACAGACAACCGAAGUUGCUCUUCCGAUUCUGAAACAACUCGUUGAUCCACUUAUUGAUUUCAAAUCGAAAGUAGACACUUGCGUUACGUAUAUCAAAGCAGUUCUUUCCAACUCAGAUGUCUGGAGCCAAGGUAAAUAUAGCGAGCAGCUUCUCGAUUCGAUCUUUCGCCUUAUUUAUAAAAUGGAAAGACUUUCACAGAUGAAUCCAACAAGAAAGGCUGUCGCUGAUGAUAUUUCAAAGGUUUCAAAGAUUGUCGGUAAGACAGAAAAUGAAAUCUUCCCAAUGCAACUUAGAUUUUGGUUCAACUCACCAGGAAGUAUUCGCCACGACCUUAUUGAGUCAUUGACUGAGGUCAACGAUUCGGGUUCACCAAUGGGAAUGUCGCCCGAAUUAAUCCAGAAGGUUUCUUCCCUAUUUUUCGACAGAAUUUACAGCCAACUCACAAACGACACGUUUAUUCUUGCCGAACUCGAGACAAUCUACAUCGUUGCAUUGACAUUUACCAUCGAUCUUGUUACACAAGGUAAGAAGAUGGAAGACAAAAUGAAGAAAUCAAGGAAAUCAGUCAUUUCGGAUAUCCCCAACAAUAUCAAGGAGCUCUUAUUGCAAGUGAGAUCCAAGCACCCAGCCAUUCUUCUUGUUUACGAGUUCCCUCUCGAUUUCGACGAAAUGUUGAAUUAUUCUUCACUUCUCAAGGACAUUGCAGCCAAAACAGGCGGCAAAGGUGGCAAGGUAGCUAACCAGAGAUUUAAUGUCAACCUCAAAGGCAUCCAAAAGGGACUUAGAAACGAAGUUGAUAAUAUGAUCGUCCACUUGACACGUUUGAACGAAGGCGUCACUCCAGAACUCACAGAUUACUUCAUGAAGAGGAUCCCAUCCAGUAUUAAGAUCCUUUCAAACGCUAUUCGUACAAUUGUCGAAUUAUUAGCCGAUAAAAUCCUUAACGCCAACUCCUACGAGAUUGUUUCGAACAACAAGGCCAAGCCCGGUGAAGAACAAGCAGAAGUUCCAGCCCAAGACCCAUCAUUGAUUUCUGCCUACGAAAGAGCUAUGCGUUACGGCUUUUCCAACUUUGAAAGAGACUCAACAAUGCAGAUUCUUGCACUCGCAAGGACUCUCCGCGAAAUUAUCUCCCAGAAUCUUCCGAAAUUGAACGAUAUGUUCGCAAACGCCAUUCAAAACUCCAUCCAGGACUUCAUCAAGAACAAAUUAGAACCACUCGCCAAGAAAUGCGCCGGAAAGAAGAACUACGACCACUCAUCAAUUGAGAAUUUGUGUCUUCUCUUACAAGAUUUCUCAUCCAGCCGCAAGAAACAUCGCUCCAGCAAAGCCACAGAUGAAGAAAAGCAAGAGGAAACCAAGUCAAUGCCUCAUCUUUCUUUCAUCGAGUUAAUGAGGUCACAAUUGGAGCAAUUCCUCAACCAAGAGAACCCAGUUUGCGUACACGGCAUUGCAAAGAGCAACGAAGAAGCCGACAUCAAGAUUUUCUUAAAUGAUUCUCGUUAUUUCGCAGAUCUCUGCAAUCUCGAUGAAGUUCUUGAAGUUGCCUCCGACCAAUCCUCUCUCUUCUUCAAGGAAUACUGGCUGGAUGUCUACAGAAACCAGGUCUCUGAAAAAGUAAACGGCGCCGUUUAUUUCCCAGUCACAACUUCCCUUCCAUAUAUUCUUAUUAACUACGCUAUCAACCACGCUAGCAAGAUGGAAUUGGUCGGCGCCAUCUUCUAUCCGCUCUCCAUUUACGAUGAUGCAGCAGCGACAGCCCUCAAGAAGCUUAAUUCCCAAUAUUUGUUCGACGAAAUCCGCGCCGAAGCCGAAAUCUGCGUUCUCUCCAUCACAAAGAUGAUUUGCGAGUUCGCAUUCCACAACGUGAGAAACUACCACACACAGGCAUUCAGCGACCAGUACAAUCCAAACAUGCUGAGUGAGCCAACGAUCCUCAAUCCGACAGCAAGAAGAUUCCCAGCUGUUUUGCAGCAGAACCAGCUUUUCUUGCUCGGAAAUUAUUUGGACAUCAAAGCUUUCUUCGCACAGCGUUUGGACGAACUGUUUGUCGACCAGAUGCAGGACGCAUUGUCACAAGUGAGAGCUAAUGGUCUUUUGUCAAUGAUUGUUUUCACGAAGACAUUGGAUAUUUUGAAGAACACUCAUCAAAUAUUCGUGGAAUACGACAUUCCUGUUACUAAAUGGGAAGAAUUACAAUCAUUGGUAUUCCAGAAUUCAACACCGAACUCAUUCAACUCAUUAGUUCUUGAAGAACUCGAAGAACACCUCUUCGAAACAGUCAUUCCUUCUUACAUACUUCACACAAACCCAAUGAGAAUGAUUCCUUCCGAAUCCGAUCGCCAGAAGAAGCCAAAGAUCGCUGUUCUCACUCAAACAACAGCUUUCAUCUCUGUUGAACACUUCAGAGAACUCGUCUACAUCCUUGACGACGGCGGUGUUUACGCGUUGAGCCAGGCUUUGUGCGAAUACGCUGUUUCCGCUUUCCAGGCGUUUUCCAAGGCGUACAAGUCGAUGCACACUAAUGUAAGAAGAAUCACUGAUGUACCAAUAGGAACAGGCUGCCACGGAGUUUACGACAUAUUCGAAGGCGCGUACAGAGGUUUCGUCAAUGAUCCAAGUAUCGAACAACUUUUGGAGCUGAUGAAAGUACUCGGAAACACAAUUGCUGUUGCUCAAAUGCUCGAUGUCGGUUACUCAUUGAAGAGGAAUGAGACACAGCAGAUCUUGGCUUACUUGAAUGGCACAGACAUAAAGAAUGUCGACAACAAGAAUGACGAUUUCUUCAAUUUGUUUGAUGACAGAUUCAAACAGUUGAAGAAGUAUUUCACUGGCGCAGAAGUUGUUCCAAGUGACCAGGAAAUCACUCAGCCAUUCAUGCAGAAGAUCGUUGAAGCACUCGCAAAAGAAUACUUGGCACAGGGAGAUUUGUUCAAUGAAACAUCACCAAAUAUCUUCGAUUUCCCUUCAAUGACAGGUUUCGCUGCAACAUGGUCUGUUCUUCAGUUCGUUUUCUGCCUCAAGGAAAUCCACUCUACAGAGGAUGCAGAACUCAGUGCAAAGAAGGUGAGACACGGAGCUUUCGCUAUGUACGGUGAAGGCGUCUUCCUUUCUGCUGGCGCUCUUUUGACAUUGACAAGACAGAGAUCUCUUUCAAAGGUGUUGUCAAUUGGCGAAAGAAUUAACCAACAGAAUAUGACUGAUAUCGCUGUAAUCGAAGAUGACAUGAUUUCUCACUUCUUGGCUAUCAAUAGACUGGUCGAAGCUUCUCUUCAGUUCGCUUUGAUGGCUCUCGAAACUGCUGCUGAAACUGUCAUUGGUCCACAGUAA
Messenger RNA from Trichomonas vaginalis G3, 3645 nucleotides. RefSeq names its product cytoplasmic FMR1-interacting protein-related family. Gene Ontology annotation, cellular component: SCAR complex. The transcript has a single exon. The coding region runs from base 1 to 3645 and encodes 1214 amino acids. Gene Ontology annotation, biological process: regulation of actin filament polymerization; regulation of translation; cell morphogenesis. NCBI's taxonomy places the organism in Eukaryota, Parabasalia, Trichomonadida, Trichomonadidae. The record is from RefSeq and is a predicted model, not a curated record. Gene Ontology annotation, molecular function: small GTPase binding; RNA 7-methylguanosine cap binding.